GGAUCGUAUUUCGGAGCAGAGCUGUGUCCCGUGGACAUGGACGGGGACGGGACGACGGACCUGGUGCUGGUGGGAGCCCCCCUCCACAUCGGCCCGAGCACGGGGGGCAUGGUGGUGGUCUACCGCUUCCAGGAGGGCCGGCUGGACCACCAGGCCCAGCUGACGGGCCAGCGGGGGGAGCCCCUGUCCCGGUUCGGGACCUCCAUCGCCCAGCUGGGCGACCUGAACGGCGACGGGCUGUCGGACGUGGCGGUGGGAGCGCCCCUGGAGGACGGAGGCCGUGGCAGCGUCUACAUCUUCCACGGGGCCGGGACCGGCACCGGGGUCAGUCCGCUGGCCACUCAGCACAUCCGCUCCGCCGACGUGCAGCAGGGUCUGCAAUACUUCGGACGCUCCAUCCACGGAGCCCUGGACGUCAGCAACGAUGGUCUGACGGACAUCGUGGUCGGGGCCCUGGACAAGGUCUUCGUGUUUCGCUCCCGGCCAGUUGUGGACGUCCGGGUCGACACCACGUUCAGUCCAGCCAAGAUCUCGCUGAAGGAUGUUGACUGUCCAGAGAAUUCUCAGAAGAAACCCAUUGUGGACGUGCAAGUGUGUUUCGCGUUGAAAGAGCUGACCAAGAAUUUACCAGAACUGCCCAGCUUCCAGAUGUACACCACCAUGGCUCUCGACCCAAGCCGCAAGGUUCAGAGGGCGGAGAUUUUGAGACCGGCGCCUCAGAACUUCACCCUCACCGAUGGACACUGCUUUACUUUCACCAUUCAGCUCGAGAACUGUAUCCAGGACAACUACAACCCCAUCCAGCUGGAGACGACCUACACGGCCGAGGGUCGGAGUUCAGGCUCCUACCCGUCCCCCGUCCUCCGCACGGGCAGCAAGGGGUCGUGGGUCACCAAGCUGCCGUUCGAGAAGGAGUGCGGGUCUGACAACAUCUGCACUGAUCACCUCAAGGUUGACUUCACUCUGGCCGGGACGCAGUUCCUGGUGGUGGGCAGCCACAUCACCCUCACCCUGGACGUCACGCUGGAGAACUCCGGGGAGAACUCCUACUUCACCGUGGUCACCUUCCUCAUCCCGCAGGGACUCUCCUUCAGGAAGACCUCCAUCAUCCAGUCCAGUCGCCGUUCCAACAUUAAGUGCGAGGACUCGAAGGAGGCGCCAGCCCGGGGCGUACGGAGCGUCCAGUGUCAAGUCAGCCACCCCAUCUUCCGGCCGCAGAACACGAUGAAGUUCAACAUCACCUUCGACGUGAACGCAAAGGGGGACUGGAAAGACACGGUGAACAUCAGCGCUAACGCCACCAGUGAGAACGAGGCUCGCGAGACAAGGGACAGCUUCAAGUCAAGGACAGUUGCUGUUAAAUAUGAAGUAAAUGUGAUCAUCAAGGGGAUUCAGUCCACUCAGUACGUGAACUUCACCACCUCGCGACCGGACUCCAAGGCCGUUACACACGCUUACAAGGUGGAGAACAUCAACCAGCGGAGUCUCCCUGUGGACAUCACCUUCUACGUCCCCGUGAAGGUCGGGCCUGGACUGUCCUGGGACAGGGUGCAACUCAACACCUCGUGGCACGAGACCGCACCCUGCCAGCGAGUGAACAGAACAGCCAGGGACCUGACCGGGACGCAGGGCAACGCACAGAGGUGCAAUGUGAGCACGUGUGACGCGUUUCUCUGCCACAUCAGCCUUCUGAGGUACAAGGACCAGCUGAUCUUCAACGUCACCGGCAACGUCACCUGGAGGAACCCCGGACAGGUCGAACCCCAGGAAAUCGGGAUGAGCACUCACGCCGUGGUCGGUUACGAUGACAAGAAAUACAUCCACGUGUCCCAGGCCACAACUCGCUUCAAGAGCGCAAUGGUCACCACCAGGGUGGAGUUGGUAAAGGAGGUCAACCUGCUGCCGAUCAUCGUGGGGAGCACAGUGGGCGGGCUCAUCUUGCUGCUCAUCACCGCCGGCAUCCUAUACAAGGUCGGCUUCUUCAAGAGGGACCUCAAGGAACAGCUGGAGGCGGCCACGGACGAGGCGGGCAACGACGGGGGGCCGGCCGAGCCCGGCGCCCCCGAAACCGAGGCGUGAGGGGGUGGAGUGGGGGGAGAUGUUCUGGGAUCGGACUGUGCCCCCUCCACUCCCGGUAUAAACCCCCCUACCACCGAUCGACCCUCAGGUCAGUUCCGCUCCCCCUCUCCCCCAGCAUGGACCCCAGAGGGACUGGGGAUUCACCACCCCCAACCCCACCUCUCCUUCCGAGGGUCCCUCCCGGACUCUCCUGUCCCACACAGACCCCUAGCAGAGGGCUGUCCCCUCCCAAGACCCUCUUUGCCACCUCCCUCCCUCCACAGACCCUCUUCACAAGUGAUCUGUCCCCAAACCCCCUCGUAAACCCUCUCCCCAAACCCUCCUGUAAACCCACUGCCCAAACCAACCCCGUGAACCCUCUCCCGCUGCCCAAACCCCCCCUGAACCCUCUCCCGCUCCCCAAACCCCCUCGUAAACCCUCUCCCGCUCCCCAAACCCUCCUGUAAACCCACUGCCCAAACCACCCCCGUGAACCCUCUCCCGCUGCCCAAACCCCCCCUGAACCCUCUCCCGCUCCCCAAACCCCCCCUGAACCCUCUCCCGCUCCCCAAACCCCCUCGUAAACCCUCUCCCCAAACCCUCCUGUAAACCCAAAGCCCAAACCCCCCCCGUGAACCCUCUCCCGCUGCCCAAACCCCUAUAAAGAGUACAACCAGCUCCCCAAACCCUUUUUUCAAGGGUCCCUUGCUCCACAGACACCUUUAAUGUGACCACUCAUUCCC
This is a messenger RNA of Pristis pectinata (smalltooth sawfish), 2801 nucleotides long. RefSeq names its product integrin alpha-M-like. Gene Ontology annotation, molecular function: integrin binding. The transcript has 18 exons. The record is from RefSeq and is a predicted model, not a curated record. Bases 37 to 2079 code for a protein of 680 amino acids. Gene Ontology annotation, biological process: cell-cell adhesion; cell adhesion mediated by integrin; cell-matrix adhesion. Gene Ontology annotation, cellular component: integrin complex; external side of plasma membrane. NCBI's taxonomy places the organism in Eukaryota, Metazoa, Chordata, Chondrichthyes, Rhinopristiformes, Pristidae.